GGAAUGCAGAUCCCCACUUAACUCAGUCGUUGUUUUCCGUCGAAGCCUAAGAAAGCACGGAUUUGACAGAAGUAUAGAGUAUUACUUCUUGAAGCUAUGAUAUUGCUCUGGGCGAUCGUUCUUAUAUCGAGUGUGGAUCGAACAAAUGCUCGAUGUCUAGAAUCUGUGCACUUGGAACACGGUUCGACGGAAAUAGUAAAUGGAUCCAUUAUUUUUCAUUGCGAUCAAGGAUACUUUCUACAAGGAUCGAAAGUGUUCACCUGCGAUCGCGGUAUUCCUCGAGGGAAAAAACCAUUUUGCGCCAAAAGCGGUUGCCAGGAAUACGAACAAAUACAGAACGGAUUUGUUUUAAAUGCUCCUAUGAAAGCUAAAAUCAUAUGUUCGGAUGGCCAUGGGUUGGUUGGAAAUCGCAUUGCCUAUUGCGAUGGCGAGAAGUGGAGCACCCAGUUGGGAUCCUGCGCAUUAAGACGCCAGACGAUCGAUGUUUCCUGUGAUUUCGAGAGCGAGGAUAUGUGCGGCUGGACGGCGGAAUUGAGCUUCUUGGGAACUUGGAAACGGGUCAGUACGGUGGCCGACUUUCACUCUGAGAAAACGGGUCCCCAAAAAGAUCACACGUUCCAAAACCAAUCCAUCGGACACUACGUGCGCAUGGAGACGGAAAGCGAUGCUUUUGGAACCUACCACUUCCUAUCGCCACUGUAUCCCAAGGAGCUCAGUUUGAGUGGCGCCUGCUUCCAGUUUCACUACUUCAUGUUCGGCAGCGGAGUGGGUAGCCUGCUGGUGUCCAUAAAACCCGUUUCGGUGACUAUAGGAGACAUAUUUAAAACAAACCAUCCCUACAAGUUCGACCAAUUCGUGAUGACUGGAUCACAAGGUGCCAGGUGGCUGGAGCACACGAUCGAUAUCAAUAAGAUGGAUGAGGACUUCCAAGUGAUCUUUACCGCCACGGAUGCGAGGUCCCAAUACGGAGAUAUUGCCAUCGACGACGUGAAGCUGAUGGCAGCUAAGGAAUGUGCCAGGAGGUCUACCUUCAUCGAGGAACCAAAAAAACCAAUAGAAGAAUCGGAUAUCACGGAUUCACUGGGCUACCAAAUGACCGACUGCUCUGGUCGUUGUGGUCAGGACUUUGUUCGGGGAAGGUACAUCAAUGAAGGGUGUCGAUGCCAAGAAUCAUGUCUGGUGAACGGCAAUUGUUGCCUAAAUUAUGUCAAGGAGUGCCAUAAAGAUCUGGUCAUAGCUCCGUAUAAUGAACUCAAAUUCUGGAGGCUUUGGAAUCUUUGGAGCGGUGAUAGUAAUGUGACUGUCGUACCUAAAUAAGUUCCUAUCCCAAUACAUUUAACCGAAUCAUUAAAAGUACUUUUAAAAAUGAGUUUACAUAAUCAUUAGAGUG
Drosophila melanogaster (fruit fly) is the source of this 1390-nucleotide messenger RNA. RefSeq names its product scavenger receptor class C, type IV (gene Sr-CIV). Lineage: Eukaryota; Metazoa; Arthropoda; Insecta; Diptera; Drosophilidae. The record is from RefSeq and is marked reviewed. Gene Ontology annotation, cellular component: membrane. The transcript is spliced from 3 exons. The coding region runs from base 97 to 1317 and encodes 406 amino acids.